UAGCGCCGAACAGACAUCUACAAAAAACCCCGCUGCUGCAAUAUUGAAAAAGUUCAGAUCCUAAAUCGGGAAUAGAUUAUGUAUAUUUACCGAAUAUAGAGCUGAAAUAAAGUGCGGAAUAAAAGUUAUCUUGAUGCUAACCGGUGCAACCCGUCGUGUAUAGCUGACAAUUGGACAUAUCGGACGUAACAUUAGUAUGCAGCUAUUAAAACCAGUUGCGAAUGCAUGUACUCACAGCAGAUAAAUCCAGGAUUGCACCAGCUGCAGUCAUGUACAAGACCGAAUCUCUUCAGACGCAGGCCACAAUGCCCAUGGUCCGGAUACGCUGCAUGGAGGGCGCGCUCGGUAAAUGGCUGCCACUGCAGCAAAAUUGGAGCAGUCGCUGUUGCACGCUGCCGGAACGCUUUAUGAAGAGCGUCCAGCGUAUCCAUGCCUUUGAGACUCGCGACAGCGAUGUGUUUGUGGUGACCUUUAUGAAGUGCGGCACCACUUGGAUGCAGGAGCUGGCGUGGUUGCUCCUUAAUCAGCUGGACUUUGAGGCCGCCAAGAGCAGUUAUGUAAUGGAGCGCAGCCGAUUUCUAGAGUAUUCAGCGAUCACGCCCCAGUCUGUUGAUACGAUAACAGCAUGCGAGGAGAUGGUCAGUCCACGAUUGAUAAAAUCCCAUUUGCCGGCUCAAUUGUUGCCCCAACAGGUCUGGCAGCAGGGCCGUAAAAUUAUAUACGUGGCCCGCAAUCCCAAAGAUGUUGUCGUCUCCUCGUAUCAUUUUUUGAAUGGCACCAAAAUGUGGGAGGGCGAUUUGAAUACAUUUGUGAACGAGUUUAUAAAGGAUGAGAUUUUAUAUACCUCCUUCUGGUCACAUAUUGUGGAUUUUUGGAGAAUGCGCAACGAACCCAACAUUUUCUUUGUAACCUAUGAGGAAAUGAAGCGGGAUUUAAGAUCUGUAAUAAAGAGACUAUGCAAGUUUUUAUCUGUGGAUGAUGUAAAAGAUAAAGAAAUGGAACAAUUGCUGCAGCAUUUAUCAUUUGACAAUAUGAAAGGCAGCAAAUACAGCAAUCUGACGGGUCUUUUAAGAACAACGCAAAAUACUACCAAGGACUUUGAAUUCAUGCGUCGUGGAGUUGUGGGCUCCUACAACGAUGAGCUGAGUGCCGUGCAUAGGCAAAAGCUAGAUAAAUGGACCAGCGAUUUUUUGAAGGCAUACGAUAUUAGGGAGUCGGAUAUAUUUGGUGAAUUGUAAAAACAUUUGAAUAUAAUUUCUUUUCUUUAUGAUCCGCACCAAAGAUAAUUUCAAU
Drosophila virilis is the source of this 1293-nucleotide messenger RNA. Its product is annotated as luciferin sulfotransferase-like. The record is from RefSeq and is a predicted model, not a curated record. Lineage: Eukaryota; Metazoa; Arthropoda; Insecta; Diptera; Drosophilidae. Gene Ontology annotation, molecular function: sulfotransferase activity. Gene Ontology annotation, cellular component: cytoplasm. Gene Ontology annotation, biological process: sulfation.